This is a messenger RNA of Neohortaea acidophila, 2225 nucleotides long. RefSeq names its product major facilitator superfamily domain-containing protein. The record is from RefSeq and is a predicted model, not a curated record. Gene Ontology annotation, biological process: transmembrane transport. The coding region runs from base 255 to 2147 and encodes 630 amino acids. Gene Ontology annotation, molecular function: transmembrane transporter activity. Lineage: Eukaryota; Fungi; Ascomycota; Dothideomycetes; Mycosphaerellales; Teratosphaeriaceae. The transcript has 4 exons.
GCCGCGAUGUGGCGCGAAUAUAAACGUCGUCAUUCAUCUCCCCUAAUGCGCCAGACUACAUCGCCGUAUACCCGACACUUAUACCUUGGGAAAAAAAGAAACACUCCUUCUCUUUAUACCAUUGUUUCAUUGUACCAAGAAAGACUUCUUAUCUUCUGUAGUUGUUUUGUUGCUUCUCACCCAGGACAUCCCCCAUCUUUUCGUCUUGGAUCGCGUCGUAACUCUUUGUUGCCGUCGCCUCGACUAUCGCCGCAAUGGCGGAGAAAGACGAUCUCGAGUCCCCUCGACCAACGCGGAUCCCGCACUUUCGACAAGUCAUCGACCAAGCAGGCAUCACCCCGGAAGUACAAGCAUGGGAGUACGAGGGCUCCGGCACGGAAGAGGACCCGUACAUCGUUCAAUGGAUUGAUGACGACCCCCGAAAUCCCAUGAGCUACAGCCCAUUGAAGAAAUGGAGCAUCACGUUGAUGGUCGCAGUCGCAACGCUGGCCGUGGCCUUCGUUUCCAGCGCGUACAGCGGAGGCAGCAAGGAGGUUAUUGAAGAGUUCCACACCACCACCGAAAUCUUCACCCUAGGCACUUCCAUCUUCGUGCUCGGAUUUGCCAUCGGCCCUCUCUUUUGGGCUCCUUUGUCGGAGCUCUUCGGGCGCCAGGUCAUCUUCAGCGGCACUUACUUCGCCCUCACCGUGUUCAACGCCGGCGCGGCAGGAAGCCAGAACAUCUACACCCUCAUCAUCCUGCGAUUCCUCGGCGGAGCCUUUGGAUCCAGCCCUCUGACGAAUGCUGGAGGCGUGAUUGCAGACAUGUUUCCUGCUCGCGACCGUGGCCUAGCACUGACCGCCUUCGCAUCUGCACCAUUCCUGGGUCCGGUGAUUGGUCCAAUUGUCGGUGGCUUCGUCGGUGAGACGAUCGGCUGGCGCUGGAUUGAAGGCAUCAUGGCCAUCUUCACCGGAACCCUCUGGAUCAUUGGCACGCUCGUCAUCCCUGAGACCUACCCGCCCGUCCUUCUCCAACGCCGGGCGCAAAAGCUCAGCAAGCUGACAGGCAAAGUCUACAAAAGCCAAGGAGAGGUACGCCAGGGGAAAGCGACGUUCGGCCACGUCUUCAAAACCUCCCUUCUCAGGCCUUGGGUUCUCUUGAUCAAGGAGCCGAUCGUGCUGCUGCUGUCCAUCUACCUCGCGAUCGAGUACGGCACGCUCUACAUGCUAUUCACCGCCUAUCCGAUCGUCUACGAAAUGGAGCGCGGCUGGUCGCAAGGCGUUGGCGCUCUGCCCUUCAUCGGCAUCCUCGUCGGCAUGAUGGGCGCAGUGCUCUACAGCGCCAUCGACAAUCACGUGCGCUAUGUGAAGCUUUACGACCGCUACAAAGGAUUUGCGCCACCUGAGGCCCGCCUGCCGCCGACGAUGAUUGGAGGCGUUCUGGGAACCAUCGGACUGUUUUGGUUCGCAUGGACGGACUACCCUUCGUAUCCGUGGAUUGCGUCCGUCGCGGCCGGUGCUCCAUUCGGUUUCGGCAUGGUGCUGAUCUUCCUUGGCGUGUUCAAUUAUCUGAUUGACGCAUACACGAUCUUCGCGGCAUCAGUCCUGGCUGCAAACGCCGUCCUGCGAUCUCUCUUCGGUUUCGCUUUCCCUCUCUUCACCAGUCAAAUGUACGAAAACCUCGGCUUACACUGGGCCGGAUCAAUCCCCGCAUUCUUGUCGUUACUCGGCAUCCCAAUGCCCUUCCUCUUCUGGAAGUACGGCCCGGCAAUCCGAGCCCGCUGCAAGUACGCAGCAGAAGCAGCAGAGUUCAUGAAGAAGAUGCAAAGCCAAAUGGACGACAGCGAGGACGAGGGCACAUCUAGCGAAGAGCGACAGGUUUCGGAGCACUCCGUCGACAAGGAAAAGGAACACAGGGAGGAAAGGGAGGAAGAGGAAAUGCAGGAAGCCAUCGACUUCUCCUACGGGCCGGAGGAGGAGCAGCCCCGACUGGAACCUAUCAAGUCGCGGGCGAGUAAGCGGCCGUCGUUGUCGAGGAAGCACACGAGCUACGAUGACAGUCCGUUUGACUUGGAUCGCACGAAUACGCGGGAGAGUUUCCGGUAUGAGGAGAGGAAGAUUUCGUUGUCGCGGCGGUCGAGCAAGUCCAGCAAGACGAGCAGAAAGUAGAGUAUCUUGUUGCGAAAGUUUGGCGCGGCGUUCCGGGGACGGAUGAUUAAUUUAAACGAUCCGAUCAUCAAAUAAAUA